Trichomonas vaginalis G3 is the source of this 1869-nucleotide messenger RNA. RefSeq names its product regulation of choline O-acetyltransferase protein. NCBI's taxonomy places the organism in Eukaryota, Parabasalia, Trichomonadida, Trichomonadidae. Gene Ontology annotation, biological process: proteolysis; cell adhesion. The transcript has a single exon. The coding region runs from base 1 to 1869 and encodes 622 amino acids. Gene Ontology annotation, molecular function: metalloendopeptidase activity. Gene Ontology annotation, cellular component: cytoplasm; membrane. The record is from RefSeq and is a predicted model, not a curated record.
AUGUUUACAUUCCUUUUCUCACUUGGCAUUUCACACAAAUGCAUUCAUGAUGAGAAAUAUGGCUCAUUUCUACAACAGCACCUUUCCAGACGCACGUUAGCUGUAAAAAAUCGUGAUUUAAAAGACGAAGAUUGGAAACCAAUACGCAUAAAAUUCAUUACCGACUGGCUUGACGGCACCAAAGAUGACCAAUACAUGUGCAAAGAAGUUGGACAGAAUGUUACAUUAGGAAGAUACACAUACACUUGCACAUCGGCGGAUUUAUUAACUCCAGCGAAGAUUGAAGUUAUCAAAGGAACAUUGGUGAACCUACAAUCAUUUUUGAGCAGGUUAAUUAAAGUGGUUCCAAGAACAGAACCGGUUAAAAUGCAAUACAACAGAGAAAAUGAUUUUAAUUCAGGCGGAGAAGUUACCACAGAAAACGUUGAUAUGGCCGUUUUUGUUACUGGAAGAACGUUUGGAACACAAUUAACCCUUGCAUCUGCAGUUGGCUGGAUCCCUGACGAUUAUAAUAGACCAACAGCAGGAUACAUCGAUAUUAACGUCAGGAAGCUUCCAAAACAGCCUGCAAGUGAAAAUGAUUGGAACAAUGAGUUCUUUUAUACAUUGGUUCAUGAAAUGUUCCAUGCAUUUGGCAUUUCAAGGAACCACUUCAACAAUUUCCACCCAUACAAUACAAAUGCUCCCCAUUCUCAGAUCUUUUGUGAGCUUACAAAAUAUGGCAAGAAUUUUAAAUUCAUGGUUACUCCUUAUGCUCAUAUUUUUGCUAAGAAACGUUUUGGUGACGAUAAAUUCGUAGGUGAUGAUGGCAGAGAAUGUCCCUCUGGUAUUGAAAUUGAAGAUGGAGGCUCAGCUGCCGGAAGUCAUAUUGAAUUUAGAUCUUAUUUAUCGGAACUCAUGGUUGGAACAACAAUUUCACAGAAUUCUGGUCCAUUAUCGAGAUUAACCGAUGCUUCCCUGGCUUUACUUAUGGAUUCAGGAAAUUACAAAGUUGAUUGGCUAUUGGGCCAACCACUUGUUUGGGGCAACCAAGAAUCUGUUGAUGGCAAACCAAUUCCCAACUUCGCAAUUGGUCCUCCACAACUUACUUAUCCAAAGGGAUAUGUUUAUAUCAGUUACAAUUACCCAAGUUUCGAUUAUAAGUUCUGGGGAGGAACUGCACGAACAUUCAAAGAUUCAGAAAUUACUCCUGCAGACUGUGCUCCAAAUUACAUUUUUAGUACAUAUUGUGGCGAAGCACGUUACAAGUUCUAUAAUCCAAAGAAGUGGUCUGUUUAUGAAAGCGAAGUAUUUGAUUUCAUGGCUUUUGUUUUGCCAAUGUAUACAUGUCCAAAGAAUAAAGCUCUUUUCCCUGGCGAGUCUGAUUAUGGAAAUACAGGAUGCCGAAAUUAUACUUGCGAUUGGUAUGAUAAAUAUGAUGUUCCUUUCUCAAACACAACUGUAACAUGCACAAAGGAAACAAUAGGUCAAAAAUUCACAUAUUGGGAAUCAAACGUAAAGAAGACAAUUACAUGUUUAGAUCCAGAACGAUUCUGCCGAACUAUGGCUCUUUAUGACAUGCAUUUCACUAAAGAUCCAUUUGAUCCAAACACAAAACAACUUCCACAGAAAGAAGAUCCAAUUCAAAAUCCAGAUGGAACUAGUCCAGAUGGAAACAGUACAAAUUCAUCUACUCCAGCAGAAACAGAUGAAAAUCCAGAUGAUCAAAAAGAUAAAGAUGCAAAGAAGAAGAAAAUGAUCAUCAUUGGUGCCGCCGCCGCAGGAGCUGUUGUUUUAAUCAUUAUCAUUGUUGUUGCCGUUGUUGUCUCUAAGAAAGGCUGCAACAAAGGAGAAGAACAUUCUCCCGACAUUGAUGAAAUGAUAGUUUAA